Empidonax traillii (willow flycatcher) is the source of this 4269-nucleotide messenger RNA. RefSeq names its product forkhead box N3 (gene FOXN3). Bases 318 to 1811 code for a protein of 497 amino acids. The record is from RefSeq and is a predicted model, not a curated record. Gene Ontology annotation, biological process: regulation of DNA-templated transcription. Lineage: Eukaryota; Metazoa; Chordata; Aves; Passeriformes; Tyrannidae. The transcript is spliced from 8 exons. Gene Ontology annotation, molecular function: cis-regulatory region sequence-specific DNA binding; DNA-binding transcription factor activity. Gene Ontology annotation, cellular component: nucleus.
AAGAGAGACGGGGAGAAAAAUCAUGGAGUGAUAUGGCCCUUUGGGAGGAUACUGGCAAAUAAGCAAAUUAAACAGAAAGAGAGCAGCAUGUUGUCAUAGCAACAGUGCAAUUAAAUUACUUUACUGUCAGCCAUCAUAUAAUUUUCCUGUUUAGAAGCUCAUGGGACGUAACUUCCAUUUGGAGUCAAAGUUGAGCGUGCGGCGUAGGUAGGGCAAUGCCGGAGCCCCAGGACGCCGGCGAUUCCCUUGUUUACCUUCUGGCUGCGCUGGUUGCAGUUUUGAAAGCUAGGAAGUGGGACCGACGAGUUGCUGUCUAAAUGGGUCCAGUCAUGCCUCCCAGUAAGAAGCCAGAGGGCUCAGGAAUUAGUGUGCCCAGUGGAUUGAGCCAACGUUAUCAAGAUAGCGAUUUAUCAAAGGCACUUCACGAUGACGAGGACCUAGAUUUCUCUUUGCCUGCCAUCAGAUUAGAUAAAGGGGCCAUGGAAGAUGAAGAACUAACUAAUUUGAACUGGUUGCAUGAGAGUAAGAACUUGCUGAAAAGCUUUGGGGACUCGGUGUUAAGGAGCGUUAGCCCUGUUCAGGACAUUGGUGAUGACACGCCACCGUCUCCUGCCCACUCUGACAUGCCCUACGAUGCCAAGCAGAACCCCAACUGCAAACCUCCUUAUUCCUUUAGCUGCCUCAUAUUUAUGGCCAUUGAGGACUCACCAACCAAAAGACUGCCCGUAAAGGAUAUAUACAACUGGAUCUUGGAACACUUUCCAUAUUUUGCAAAUGCACCCACUGGAUGGAAAAAUUCUGUGAGACAUAAUCUAUCCUUGAAUAAGUGUUUUAAGAAAGUGGACAAAGACAGAAGUCAGAGUAUUGGAAAGGGGUCCUUGUGGUGUAUAGACCCAGAAUAUAGACAAAAUCUUAUUCAGGCUUUGAAAAAGACACCCUAUCACCCAUAUUCGCAUGUGUUCAAUACACCUCCCACAUCUCCUCAGGCAUAUCAAAGCACAUCAGGUCCACCCAUUUGGCCAGGAAGCACCUUCUUCAAGAGAAAUGGAGCCCUUCUACAAGAUCCUGACAUUGAUGCUGCCACUGCCAUGAUGCUUUUGAAUACUCCCCCUGAGAUACAAGCAGGUUUUCCUUCGGGAGUGAUACAAAAUGGAGCUCGAGUACUGAGUAGAGGAAUAUUUCCUGGAGCCAGGCCAUUGCCAAUCAACCCUAUAGGAAGCAUGGCUGUCGCAGUAAGAACUGGUUGGAAAUCUUUCAAAAUGAAUGGAAUAGCAAACUGCCGGAUGCGGACAGAAAGCGAACAGUCCUGCGGCUCUCCCGUUGUUAGCGGUGACCCGAAGGAGGAUCACAACUACAGCAGUGCCAAAUCUUCCAACCACAGGAGCACAUCACCUGCUAGUGACUCCGUUUCCUCUUCCUCUGCUGACGACCAGUAUGAAUUUGCAACUAAAGGUAGCCAAGACAGCAGUGAAGGAAGUGAAGUUAGCUUCCAGAGCCACGAGAGCCAUAGUGAAACAGAAGAGGAGGACAAAAAGCAAAGUCGGAAGGAGACCAAGGAUUCUUUAGCUGACAGUGGGUAUGCAUCCCAGCACAAGAAAAGGCAACAUUUAAUGAAGGCGAAAAAAGUACCAAGUGACACACUGCCUCUUAAAAAGAGACGUACAGAAAAGCCCCCUGAGAGUGACGAUGAGGAGAUGAAAGAAGCAGCGGGAUCACUCCUGCAUUUAGCAGGAAUUCGAUCCUGUUUGAACAACAUCACGAAUCGGACGGCAAAGGGGCAGAAAGAGCAAAAGGAAACCACAAAAAAUUAGAACAAAUCAAUGAUUUGUUUGAACUUACAAAGUUUUGUUUCAGCACGUCAGGUGAAUUCUAAUGAUUUGUGGCAAUAUCAGCAAUUUUUUCCUUUUUUUGUUUUUCUUCUAUUUGUUUCUGUUUUGUUUCUUUUUUUUCUUUUAAUUUUUUGAACCCUUAAGAUUUUUAUUUUUAAAGGAGAUUGAAGCCAUAGAACUCAUACUGACACUCAGCUAAUUUACGAAAAGCUUUUCAUUACCUGAAGACAAAAAGUUAACAAAAAAAAAAAAGCCAAAAUCGCCAUUGCUUUCUCCAGCUUGUCAAAAAUGCGUGGUUCAAUACGCAGUGACAUCAACAUUAAUGUUAUUGGAGUAAAAUUGGGCACUUGGAAAUCCCUCUUAUAGUAGAAGAGCUGUGCAUAAUUUAGUAUUCAUUCAGGCCUGGCCCUUAAGAAUUUUUUUAAUGGCCUUACAAUUGGGUUAGAAGUGAAUAUGAAUAAAGAGAUUUGUGGAAGAGAGGAGGCACGUACUUCUCAACCAAGAACCAUCUAGUGGCACUUGGAUACAUUGUGCCAUACAAGUCUUUGGACAGCCACUGGUGGCAACUGUGCAAGCUGUAAUGCACUUUCAGUGCUUCAUGUGUCCCAUGUGGCUCAUAAUGUGAAGACUGAUAACUAUAAGUUUGAGGAAAUUUGGACUAUGUAUGCAAUGGGUUUCAGUGAAAUAACAAGAAGAAAUGGGAGGGGGGUCACUGUCAGUAGCAUCGUUAACCAUUGAAUUCUGUCUUCUAUAUUAAAUUGAAAGAAUGUUCAAAAAGCCAUAAGCCUGAAGAUUGGCACUGCGUGCAAAAAAUCAUAGUAAUAGGGAAAAACAAGCUAUGUCUUCUAAACUGCCUGAGUGAAAAGCAAUCAAGUCUAAGAAAUUACAAUAGAUACAAUGUACAUCAGAAUCUUUUUCUGUGGAUCAUAUCCUUGAUCUAACUGGGGAAACAAAGCUACAAAACCUGCCAUUAGUAGUAUUCUGUAUUUAAAAAUAAAAGGAAAGCAUAUUGGUGAACAGUAAAAUUCAGAAGUUUAACAAAAGAGCUCCACACUGCCCUCAGAAAUGAGUGUGCAGUGGCCGUCAGUCAGGAUUCAUCUGUGCAAAAAUGACAACAAAUUUCCAGAUUGAACCAGCGUAGCCAGCAGAAGAAAUUUGAUCCACAUUGCAUGGAUUCCUUAGGGAGGGGGGGAAAACAAAAAGCAAACAAUUUUUUUUAUUCAAAGAUGACAAAGUUCUUGUAAGGUAAAUAAUGUAUUUAGCAUGAAGCAUGAAUUAUUUUCAUAUAAAUAUAGAAAAUAGAGAAAAAGGCUAUGCCUCUAAUUUUUAAGCCCUUAGGCUUAGAGUUUGGUUUUUGGGGGUUUUAUUUUUUUGUUUUGGUUUGGUUUGGUUUUGGUUCUUUUUUUGUUGUUGUUGGGGGUUUUUUUGAAGCAGGUGUUUAAGGUUUAACCUUCUUCAGGGACAAACACUGACUGUUGGGGAACUUACUCUGCAAUAUUAAAAAAUAAAAUCUUCAUGCUCUGGUAGGGCUUGGAUGGUUGAAUUAUACUGCCUUGUCUGCACAUUCAGCCCCCCUCUCCCUACUUCUGUUUUAAAAAAGAAAAAAAAAGUAAAAAUGUGUCCUUUCUUCGUCUGUACAUGUGUAACAUGACGCAAUAAUCUGAGGGCAAAUUUAGUAGUGAGUGUGUAUGACAGAAUCAAGAGAAUAAUGGGAGGUUAAUUGAGGAAAACUCUCUGAUUUGAUUCAGGAAUACGUAGACAAGAAAAUAGCUUUGCUAAUUUGCCAUGAAAAAAUGAAGUUAAUUAAGAGCCUUACGGAGGUGUCCGGAGAAAAACCAGUGUUACAGAGAGUGUGAUUCAGGUACAGUGCUACUCUCCUGGUAAUGAUGACUGUGAGACUGGAGAUCACUACAGCAGAGAGAAACUGUGAAAUAAAUAAAACAGUCUCUCUCACCUGGAUUCUUGCAUUUGGCAUGAAAAAUUCAACAUUUAGAAUAUCGUAGAGGCAAAAAGAAAAUCCCAGGAACCAACCACUUAGUAGAACAGAAUGGUCGGUUUUUUAAAGAGUGUAGGUUUGGAUUUAUCCCUAACAACUGUUUCAGGCAGCAGUUUCAGCAAGAUGGAUCUAGUUUAUGAAGAGUGAGUUAGAAAAGGGUUUGCCUUUCCACUCAGUGCAGUGAGCUAAAAGUUGCAUUUGAAGAUGCCUGUGGUGUGUUCUGUUAGCAAGUGGAAGGACUGAAGGGCUGGUCUGGACCUGGUCCUGUGCUCCACAAGCAUUUUGUCAGUAAAGAAGAGGGUCAUGCUGGCAGCAGCACAGCAAAAGGGUGCCUCUAUUCCCAUCUCAGCCAGCGUGUCCUGGGUCCAGGAGCUGCCUGACAGCUGCGUAGCUCAGCACAACUGCCAGCUAUGGAGAUGAGGAAGGAGAGAGCCGAGGAUAGUG